AUGCCCACUACAACUACCACAGCCCCCUCCCACCCCCCGCCCACCGCCAACCCCUCCCGCCGCCUCCAAAAACCCCACGCCGCCACCCAACUCCUCUCCCGCACCCUCCACCCCACCCACACCUACCUCCACCUCCGCCUCCUCACCCCUCUCACCACCAUCCCCUCCCCCACCGCCCCUGACAUCGACCCCCUCACAAUCCGCACCCACCUUACCUCCGCGCUACGCCAUGCGCACGGGCUGGCGGGGACGGCGAUCGCGCUGGACGUGCUGAAGGUAAAGGGGGAGGAGGUGUGGGUGAGGUGUCCGGCGGAGGAGGGGAGGAGCGUGGUGGUGGGGUUGGGGGGGUGGGAGGGGUCGGAGGGGAAGAUGAAGGUGGGGUGGAGGGUUGUGGGGUGGGAUGGGUGGGCAGGGAGGAGAGGAAGGGGAGAUGGGAGGGGGUUGUUUUUGUGAGAGGAGAGGGGGACACACGGCGUUUGGCACGGGUUAGAACAGAGGUCACGCAUGAAAGAGUUGGAUUUCGAAAAUUCUGGAUUCGCUGGUAGUUGGACGAGACGCUAACGGGCGAGAACUCAUGUACCUACAAUGAUCCAUACGUAUACAGUCUAACUAUGUGUGUGUGGUCCCAUAUCGCCUCCAUCUCCCCAGCGCCAACGAGAGAAAGUACUGGUGCACUGGACUCUAUCAUCCAGGUCCUGCAUCAACCGAUUUGUUUUGUUGCUACUUUUGAUUUUCGAAAAGAAAU
Messenger RNA from Eremomyces bilateralis CBS 781.70, 745 nucleotides. RefSeq lists its product as uncharacterized. The transcript has a single exon. Bases 1 to 453 code for a protein of 150 amino acids. Gene Ontology annotation, cellular component: ribonuclease MRP complex; nucleolar ribonuclease P complex. Gene Ontology annotation, biological process: tRNA processing; nuclear-transcribed mRNA catabolic process, RNase MRP-dependent; intronic box C/D snoRNA processing. Lineage: Eukaryota; Fungi; Ascomycota; Dothideomycetes; Eremomycetales; Eremomycetaceae. Gene Ontology annotation, molecular function: ribonuclease MRP activity. The record is from RefSeq and is a predicted model, not a curated record.